Messenger RNA from Cebus imitator (Panamanian white-faced capuchin), 5630 nucleotides. It is a transcript of the gene NRCAM, whose product is annotated as neuronal cell adhesion molecule. Gene Ontology annotation, biological process: cell-cell adhesion; brain development. The transcript has 35 exons. The record is from RefSeq and is a predicted model, not a curated record. Gene Ontology annotation, molecular function: cell-cell adhesion mediator activity. Bases 681 to 4616 code for a protein of 1311 amino acids. NCBI's taxonomy places the organism in Eukaryota, Metazoa, Chordata, Mammalia, Primates, Cebidae.
GGCGCGGGGCCAGCCUCGCUUUGCCAGGGUCGCUGGCGGACGCGCGCCGCAGUCCGAGCCUCAGACGCGCGGGCGCGGGGGACAGCGAAGGGGCCGCCUGGCUGGAGCAGCCAGAGGGGACAGCUUCGUCGAGAACCGAGGACCUCAGCGGUCCAGGGUCCUGGGCGGUCGCUCCAGAGCAGAGCGGUGGGCGCAGUGCGAGAACGAAUCUUUGUGACAUUCUUCCUCGAUAUUCGUUACCCUCUGUUUGCUGAAGACUUUGACAAAAGCUGGUCUUAGCUGCUGGCAUUCUCCUGAGAAAAGGAUAGCUUCAGAAAUUAGAAAAACGUUUGGGAGGCGUCUAGCCCAGUGUACCUUCUGAAGAGCAAUGCUAAGAAGACCUUUGGUUUGAAGAAUUAAAAGGAAGAACAACUUCUUCAGAUAAGAAGAGCUUCUUCAAAGAACCUACACUAGAGAAGAUUUGUGGCUAAUGGUGCAGUUUAACUUAAAACUUCUGAGGAGAGCUCUCAUCUUCAGUUAUCAUAGUUCAUGACCUCCCAGCAGUAUGAGGAUUUGUUUACUCAUGUCUCUUUAAUUUCCUGCAUGAAAAUUACUUAAACAUUGCACACAACGUUUCACAAAGUCUUUUGUGAAAGAAGAAAAGGAAAUUCAGUUUGUGGGUCUCAGCAGGAGUUAAGCUAAUGCAGCUUAAAAUAAUGCCGAAAAAGAAGCGCUUAUCUGCGGGCAGAGUGCCCCUGAUUCUCUUCCUGUGCCAGAUGAUUAGUGCACUGGAAGUACCUCUUGAUCCAAAACUUCUUGAAGACUUGGUACAACCUCCAACCAUCACCCAACAGUCUCCAAAAGAUUACAUUAUUGACCCUCGGGAGAAUAUUGUAAUCCAGUGUGAGGCCAAAGGGAAACCGCCCCCGAGCUUUUCCUGGACCCGUAAUGGGACUCAUUUUGACAUCGAUAAAGACCCUUUGGUCACCAUGAAGCCUGGCACAGGAACUCUCAUAAUUAAUAUCAUGAGUGAAGGGAAAGCUGAGACCUAUGAAGGAGUCUAUCAGUGUACAGCAAGGAACGAACGCGGAGCUGCCAUUUCUAAUAACAUUGUCGUCCGCCCAUCCCGAUCACCAUUGUGGACCAAAGAAAAACUUGAACCAAUCACACUUCAAAAUGGUCAAUCUUUAGUACUUCCCUGCAGACCCCCAAUUGGAUUACCACCACCUAUAAUAUUUUGGAUGGAUAAUUCCUUUCAAAGACUUCCACAAAGUGAGAGAGUUUCUCAAGGUCUGAAUGGGGACCUGUAUUUUUCCAAUGUCCUCCCAGAGGAUACCCGUGAAGACUAUAUCUGUUAUGCCAGAUUUAAUCAUACUCAAACCAUACAGCAGAAGCAACCUAUUUCCGUGAAGGUGAUUUCUGUGGAUGAAUUGAAUGACACUAUAGCUGCUAAUUUGAGUGACACUGAGUUUUAUGGUGCUAAAUCAAAUAGAGAGAGGCCACCAACAUUUUUAACUCCAGAAGGCAAUGCAAGUAACAAAGAGGAAUUAAGAGGAAAUGUGCUUUUACUGGAGUGCAUUGCAGAAGGACUGCCUACCCCACUUAUUUACUGGGCAAAAGAAGAUGGAAUUUUACCCACCAACAGGACAUCUUAUAAGAACUUUAAGAAAACCUUGCAGAUCACUCAUGUUUCAGAAGCAGACUCUGGAAAUUACCAAUGUAUAGCAAAAAAUGCAUUAGGAGCAAUCCACCAUACCAUUUCUGUUAGAGUUAAAGCGGCUCCAUACUGGAUCAUGGCCCCUCAAAAUCUUGUGCUGUCCCCAGGAGAGGAUGGGACCUUGAUCUGCAGAGCUAAUGGCAACCCCAAACCCAGAAUUAGCUGGUUAACAAAUGGAGUCCCAAUAGAAAUUGCCCCUGAUGACCCCAGCAGAAAAAUUGAUGGCGAUACCAUUAUUUUUUCAAAUGUUCAAGAAAGAUCAAGUGCCGUAUAUCAGUGCAAUGCCUCUAAUGAGUAUGGAUAUUUACUGGCAAAUGCAUUUGUAAAUGUGCUGGCUGAGCCACCACGAAUCCUCACACCUGCAAACACACUCUACCAGGUGAUUGCAAACAGACCUGCUUUACUAGACUGUGCCUUCUUUGGGUCUCCUCUCCCAACCAUUGAGUGGUUUAAAGGAGCUAAAGGAAGUGCUCUUCAUGAAGAUAUUUAUGUUUUACAUGAAAAUGGAACUUUGGAGAUUCCUGUGGCCCAAAAGGACAGUACGGGAACUUACACGUGUGUUGCAAGGAAUAAAUUAGGGAUGGCAAAGAAUGACGUCCACUUAGAAAUCAAAGAUCCUACAUGGAUCAUUAAACAGCCCGAAUAUGCAGUUGUGCAAAGAGGGGGCAUGGUGUCGUUUGAAUGCAAAGUGAAACAUGAUCACACCUUAGUCCUCACUGUCCUGUGGCUGAAGGACAAUGAGGAACUGCCCAGUGAUGAAAGGUUCACUGUUGACAAGGAUCAUCUGGUGGUAGCUGAUGUCAGUGAUGAUGACAGUGGGACCUACACGUGUGUGGCCAACACCACUCUGGACAGCGUCUCCGCCAGCGCUGUGCUUAGCGUUGUUGCUCCUACUCCAACUCCAGUUCCCGUUUACGAUGUUCCAAAUCCUCCCUUUGACUUAGAACUGACAGAUCAACUUGACAAAAGUGUUCAGCUGUCAUGGACCCCAGGCGAUGACAACAAUAGCCCUAUUACAAAAUUCAUCAUCGAUUAUGAAGAUGCGAUGCACGAGCCAGGGCUGUGGCACCACCAAACCGAAGUUUCUGGAACACAGACCACAGCCCAGCUGAAGCUGUCUCCUUAUGUGAACUACUCCUUCCGUGUGACAGCCGUGAACAGCAUUGGGAAGAGCUUGCCCAGUGAGGCAUCUGAGCAGUAUUUGACGAAGGCCUCAGAACCAGAUAAAAAUCCCACGGCUGUGGAAGGACUGGGAUCAGAGCCUGAUAAUUUGGUGAUUACAUGGAAGCCCUUGAAUGGUUUCGAAUCUAAUGGGCCAGGCCUUCAGUACAAAGUUAGCUGGCGCCAGAAAGAUGGUGAUGAUGAAUGGACGUCUGUGGUUGUGGCAAAUGUAUCCAAAUAUAUUGUCUCAGGCACGCCAACCUUUGUUCCAUACCUGAUCAAAGUUCAGGCCCUGAAUGACAUGGGGUUUGCCCCCGAGCCAGCUGUAGUCAUGGGACAUUCUGGAGAAGAUCUCCCAAUGGUGGCUCCCGGGAAUGUGCGGGUGAAUGUGGUGAACAGUACCUUAGCCGAAGUGCACUGGGACCCAGUACCUCUGAAAAGCAUCCGAGGACACCUACAAGGCUAUCGGAUUUACUACUGGAAGACACAGAAUUCACCUAAAAGAAACAGACGUCACAUUGAGAAAAAGAUCCUCACCUUCCAAGGCAGCAAGACGCAUGGCAUGUUGCCGGGGCUGGAGCCCUUUAGCCACUACACAUUGAACGUCCGAGUGGUCAAUGGGAAAGGGGAGGGCCCAGCCAGCCCUGACAGAGUCUUUAAUACUCCAGAAGGAGUCCCCAGUGCUCCCUCGUCUUUGAAGAUUGUGAAUCCGACACUGGACUCUCUCACUUUGGAAUGGGAUCCACCGAGCCACCCGAAUGGCAUUUUGACAGAGUACACCUUAAAGUAUCAGCCAAUUAACAGCACACAUGAAUUAGGCCCUCUAGUAGAUUUGAAAAUUCCUGCCAAUAAGACGCGGUGGACUUUAAAAAAUUUAAAUUUCAGCACUCGAUAUAAGUUUUAUUUCUAUGCACAAACAUCAGCAGGAUCAGGAAGUCAGAUUACAGAGGAAGCAGUUACAACUGUGGAUGAAGGUAAGAUGGCUGGUAUUCUUCCACCUGAUGUAGGUGCAGGCAAAGUUCAAGCAGUAAAUCCCAGGAUCAGCAAUCUUACUGCUGCAGCUGCUGAGACCUAUGCCAAUAUCAGUUGGGAAUAUGAGGGACCAGAGCAUGUCAACUUUUAUGUUGAAUAUGGUAUAGCAGGCAGCAAAGAAGAAUGGAGAAAAGAAAUUGUAAAUGGUUCUUGGAGCUUCUUUGGGUUAAAGGGUCUAAUGCCAGGAACAGCAUACAAAGUUCGAGUUGGUGCAGUGGGGGACUCUGGUUUUGUCAGUUCAGAGGCUGUGUUUGAGACGGGCCCAGCGAUGGCAAGCCGGCAGGUGGAUAUUGCAACUCAGGGCUGGUUCAUUGGUCUAAUGUGUGCUGUCGCUCUCCUUAUCUUAAUUUUGCUGAUUGUUUGCUUCAUCAGAAGAAACAAAGGUGGUAAAUAUCCAGUUAAAGAAAAGGAAGAUGCCCAUGCUGACCCUGAAAUCCAGCCUAUGAAGGAAGACGAUGGGACGUUUGGAGAAUACAGGUCUCUUGAAAGUGACGCGGAAGACCACAAGCCUUUGAAAAAAGGAAGUCGAACUCCUUCAGACAGGACUGUGAAAAAAGAAGACAGUGAUGACAGCCUAGUUGACUAUGGAGAAGGGGUGAACGGUCAGUUCAAUGAGGAUGGCUCCUUUAUUGGACAAUACAGUGGUAAGAAGGAGAAAGAGCCGGCUGAAGGAAACGAAAGCUCAGAGGCACCUUCUCCUGUCAAUGCCAUGAAUUCCUUUGUUUAAUUUUUAAGCUCUUUGCCAAUAUUCCGUUUCUCUAGAAUGUUUAUCCUAAGCACUUGUUCGUCAGCCCUCUCAUACUAUGAACAUAUGGGUAGAGAGUGUGUUUUCUGCUGUAUGUUAAUAUUAUGAGAAUAGUUAAAGCAAAAACAUAACUCAGUCAAAUGAUAUGUUAAUGUGAACUGGAAUGCAAAGUGCAUACUUUUUCAUUCAAAAUGGGUAUUCUUGAUUUCCUCAGAACUGAGAAAAAAUAAUGCAACAUCACCAACAGAUCCUGUUAUUUCCUCUUCAGGAUACAACUCAAUAUGAUGCAUGAAAAAUGCUCCACAUUUAAAGGACAUACACGUGUAUGUUAUGAAAACAUGGUUUGAUACUUUGUUUAUACUAUCCUCAGCUGAACCCCUAAAUAUGAAUUCCGUUUUCAUUGUCAAGAGUGUUACUGUAGUAUUCUCUAGGACUUCAAUGUCUUUGUGGACAUUGUUGUGAAACUGGUAACUCUAUGUCUAGCUGUCGUUAGUCUUUUUGGGAGACUGUUAGGAACAGUAUGUACAGUAUAUACUUGCUAAAUGAGUUCAUUAUGACAGUCGCAUUGCUGAUGCUUACUGAGAACUAUUACCUGCUCUUGGCUCCUGUUACUCCGUAGGCUUCUUAAUCUUCCAGGCAUUACAGCAGCACAGUAUUCUACUUUGUACAUCAUUUCUGUGUUCCGUUGUUUUUAGGCAUAAACAAUGUGUAUUGCAAUGCAUUUCGGCAUCUGUGCCAUACUGAAAGAAUCAAAAACAAGUCAUUCAAAUUAAAUUUCAAACAUUACUCCAGAGAACACAGGGCAAGACACAUAUAGUGCCUUCAGACAUUAAGCAUUCCAUAACAUACUGCAUUCUGUAUUAGCUGCUCCAGUCCAUUCUGAGUCCUAGAUUACUGUCAUUGUCAAAAAGCAACUUUUAAAAAGCAGAGUUCAUGAAAACUGCAAUGCUGGGAAAAGAAGGAAACAUGAAAAUAAAAAUAAUGAGACAGCUUAUU